AUGCAAACAAUAGAGAGAGGAAUGAACUUGGAGGAUAUGUCCGUAUUUCCCCUAUUCUUGAGAGGAACGGUCAUUAAUGGUUUCGGAAGAGGCAGUAAACAGCUGGGUUGUCCAACAGCCAACCUACCCGUAGAACAAUAUGAAGAGACGAUAAAAGAUAUACCUGUUGGAGUGUUUUAUGGAUGGGCAAAGGUGACAGGCGUCGACACAGAGGUACACAAGAUGGUGAUGAGUAUCGGUUGGAACCCAUUCUAUAAGAACGAGAAGAAGACCAUAGAGAUACAUAUAUUGAAACGAUACGACGAGGACUUUUACUCAAAAGAGAUCAGUGCAAUUGCCACUGGUUUCAUAAGACCAAUGUGCGACUUUAACGAUCUGCCCGGUCUCAUACAGGCCAUACAGGACGACAUAUCAUUCGCUGGCAAUCAAUUGGAGAGCAGUGAGCAACAACAAACAUACCGUAGUCACAACUUCUUUGUUGGUUGUAUAUCACCUGCACCAGAGCAAACCUUUCACAAUCAGAAUGGUGAAUCACUGUCACACUCUGUUGUAUCAUUGAAG
This is a messenger RNA of Acytostelium subglobosum LB1, 561 nucleotides long. RefSeq lists its product as hypothetical. Gene Ontology annotation, biological process: FMN biosynthetic process; riboflavin biosynthetic process. The record is from RefSeq and is a predicted model, not a curated record. The annotation marks the transcript as partial. NCBI's taxonomy places the organism in Eukaryota, Evosea, Eumycetozoa, Acytosteliales, Acytosteliaceae. Gene Ontology annotation, cellular component: mitochondrion. The transcript has 2 exons. Gene Ontology annotation, molecular function: riboflavin kinase activity.